CAACAGGAGCAGGAGAUAAAUAAAUUGGGUUCAGCUGCCCAUGAAAAGUAAGCGCCAGCCUCCAUUGGACUUAAAUGAUGAAAAAAACUGAAAACCUCUGCUCCACCCUCAGCAAACAGCAACGCCUACUGACACACUUACGACUUAUGGAACAUAUCGCAUCUUGACUUGUAGAGGAUCGACAGUGAACGGCUUAUCAACAGUGAAGAUUGUAACGCUAUAGCGGGUUGUUUUUGCAGACAUGCGUCUACACGGGUCAAUAUUGGAAGCAGCACUAUUGGCUCUGCUGGCAGGCUGUCAACAAUGUGUCUUCGCUGACGGUGACACUUUGGCUCCACCAGAGGUCUCGCAGUACAAUGGUACUCUGUAUGCAGCCUGCAAAAUGAGACCCAGCACCACACUAUCUGAUGGUCUGCCCAAAGUGUACGGUCAGGUGCUGUUUAAACAGGAUUAUCCUGAGGGAAAACUCAAAGUCCUUCUUCGGUUCAAUGGUUUCCCCACAGAGGGUAACCCAGAGCUUCGAGCAGUGCACAUCCACCAGUACGGAGACCUGAGCCGGGGGUGUGACUCCACUGGCGGCCACUACAAUCCUCAUGGUGUACAUCACCCUGGCCACCCUGGAGAUUUUGGUAACUUUAAGCCCCAGGAAGGAAAAGUCAAUACGGUGAUAGAAUCUGAGGCAACGCUGUUCAGGGGUCUGUCUGUGAUUGGAAGAGCAGUGGUGGUCCAUGAAAAGAUAGAUGACUUAGGUCUUGGUGAAGACGCUGGGAGCCUGCUGCAUGGAAACGCAGGCCGGAGGCUUGGAUGCUGCAUUAUUGGGAUGUCCUCCCCCAACCUCUGGAAUACGUACUAUAAGCUGUCUAAUAGGCGACUGAAGAGAAAUUUGUUUUACAGUAAUGGCAUGUAGGUGAAUUUACAGAUUUGGUCUUUGAUUUCAUUCAUUUUAUCCAUUGUAUUCCUUGUCUGAUACCAAGAAAAAUCGACUCAAUCUAAUCCCCUUUUUCCAAACAUAGUGGCUUAUCAAAACUAGUGGCAACUUUCGAAUUGGUCUGCUCUACAGUCGAUGGCGCCAAAUUUAACUUUUUCCCAAUUAAAACUCUUUCCAGGCUUAUUUUGUGUCUUAUACUUGUUUUUCAAGCAACAAAUCAGUAGUUUAAAAUCAUUUAUUUUGCAGAAACAAAUUCAUUUUGUACACAUUUUUGCACAUUCAACAGUAACGCAUAGCUCUAAGUACUAGUACUUUCUAUCUCAUGAGUUAAUAUUUUUUACCACAAAAACACAACAGUUAUCAGUGCUGGUAAUCUACAUGUUUUGGCUUCAUUGUGUUACAGACUCACAAGUUCUGUAAAUUUUCUUUACAAAACUAACUUAACCUCUUAUCUAAAUUGUUGUAAAUGAUUAAGUUUUGAAGAUGCCUUUCAAGGAAUUAAAAAUAAAAGCAUGUGUAAAAGAAAAUGCAACUUCCUUUCAAUCAAAUAUACAGCAUUUUGUAUAGCUUUCA
Etheostoma cragini (Arkansas darter) is the source of this 1501-nucleotide messenger RNA. RefSeq names its product extracellular superoxide dismutase [Cu-Zn]-like. The transcript has 2 exons. Bases 242 to 907 code for a protein of 221 amino acids. Lineage: Eukaryota; Metazoa; Chordata; Actinopteri; Perciformes; Percidae. Gene Ontology annotation, biological process: removal of superoxide radicals. The record is from RefSeq and is a predicted model, not a curated record. Gene Ontology annotation, molecular function: copper ion binding; superoxide dismutase activity.